UUUGUAAGAGAAGCACUGAAGCAUAACGUGUAUAGCGUGUAGCUAUUAACCAAAGGCUGACGAUAUAACCCCAUCUUGUUUAAACGACUUUAUCGAAUUCAGUAUAUAAGAAUCAGUGUUUGUUUAACAUUAAACUGUCCUCUGACUUCGCUAAAAGCUUUUUACUGCAUGUGUUUUGAAGUUAUUCAGAGCAAAGGAGGAAGUAUUUAAUAAUUGCAGGUACCCCAUUAUGUAAGACCGAGCGGGAGCGACAAAUAGUUGUGUGCAGCGAAGAAAACCGAAGUCAACAGACCUAGGAAAAAAAUAUUCAAGAACUGAAAGUAGAUAAAAAUUCAGUCCAACAUCGGUUGAACAUCUUAUAGAAAGUUACAAAUGUGAGUUGACAUAGGAAAAAAAUUUCAAGAACUGAAAGUUGAUAAAAAUUUCAGUCCAUGUUCAGAAAGUUACAGAUGUGAAGGAAAAAGAGUUUCCAAGAUGUCGAGACGGGACUACGCCAUCACAAGACGUGAGGACACCAUCAACUACACGGUGAAGGAUGUGGAAGAAGCGGAUGAGGACGAGGUGUUCGAUAUUGGAGAUGAUCUGGAGGUCGACUUAUCCGGAUUAACGGAUAUGGACGGGAUUAGACAGAGGAUUAUCAUGCACAUCGAGAAAGUGAAGGGCAACUAUAAGGAUCAGACAAUAGAGAAACUAGAUGACAUAGCUAGGGAGGAUAAGAGAAAACGUCAGAAAAUCGUCGAGUUGUUGAAGAAGAUUCAGGGAACUCUGAAGAAGUUCGAAGUCAAAGAAGCCCCGGAUGUGCGCAUGAAGAGAGGAAGUGCGGCUCUGGAGGAACUCCUUGUGACGGAGGGAGCGAUGAAGAACUUUGAGAUCGACUUCAACAAGAGAGUUUCCCAAGUAACCGACGGGGAGUGCAUGAUCGUGGUGUCAGGAGAGACAUCUGCAGGCAAGUCAAGCUUCCUUAAUCUUCUCCUCGGUGAAGAUAUACUUCCAGUACAUCACAACCCGUGUACUUCCGUCAUUACAAAGAUUUCCUAUGGCGCCAAGCGUCAGGCCCGAAUCAUCCACAUGGAUGGAACUACAGAGGAUAUAGAGGGCAUCCACAAAGGAGAACUGAAAGAGAGGCUGUGGAACAAAAUUUACGAAACGGACCUCGACAGUCGGGAGAAAAAGUCGCCGACAAGUGAAGUGCAGCUUUCUCUUCCAAUCAGUUUACUGAAGAGCGGUAUUGUGCUGGUUGACUCGCCGGGUAUCGGGGAAAAUUCUGCCAUGGAUUCGGUCAUCACUCACUUUGUCUCCGAACAUCACAUCAUGGGUUUUAUUUACGUCAUCAAGUCGGACAAUGCAGGUGGUGUGGAUGAAGAUAGGCUCGGAAAUCUGUUAAAAGUUAUCAUUGACAAACAGAAGAAGAAACUGGACGAUGCUACAACACUGUUCGAUCCGAAAUGUGCAAUAUUUGUGUGUAACCUUUGGGACAAUGUGAAAAGUGACGAACAGACCGCUGUGUAUGACUACGCGGUGCGGAAGCUGGAGAAUUACUGGCCUGGACUAGUCAAAACUAGUGUCAUCCGGUUUUCCGCAAAGCGGGCAAAAGCUGAGCUGUCUCUUGAUAGGGAUUAUAUCACCAAAGAUUACAAAUUAUUCCUAGACAAUCUUAAAGAAUUAUUGACCAAAGCCACAGAUAUGCGGGUCAAAUCCACAUAUAAAUGGAUGGAAACUGUUUUGGUCAGAAGUGUUCAUCACCUGAAAACAAUUGUCAAGUCCGUAGAUGACACCGAACAGCAUUUGAAAGUGAAAAUGAAAGACGUGCAUGACAAACUUCAAAGUCUACGUCAGAAGUCAAAGGACGUCCUGCAAGAUCAAAAAUGUCAGAUCGAGACGAGUGUGAAGGAGAUCUGCCAAAUGUUUGAAGAGUUUCUCAGACAGGACGCAGCUCACUUCCGUCUUGUUCAUUGGCUGCAGCAAGAUCUGACCGACAUUAACGCAGACGACAUCUGGCCAGACCUAAAGAGGAAUAUUGAACACAAGAUGCUGGAGAGGAUUACGGACGAAUUUACCAAGUGGGAGGAGGACAACCACAAAUGCCAGGCAGUGGAACAGGAAAUGUUUAACCAAAUCAAGUUUCAGCUUUGUAUUCUUCAAGAGGACUUAAAUUGCAUCGAGGGUGAAUUACAUUCAGAUACCAACAGUGUUUCUUCCGAUGAUUCUGACGUCGUCACAAUGAGGCGGCGAAAAUCCUCUUUGCUGAAUUUUAAACUUCGACGGCCUGGAGAAACCGAUUUCGGAGCACUCUAUGCAAACCCUUUGCCGGUGAAGUUAGUGAGCAAAUUUCUUCAUCCUCUUGACAGUAUAACUAAUAAACUUCGCCAAUCACGUAUUUUUGAAGCAAUUGAAAACGUUCGGUGGAGCAAAAAAAUGGAGGGUUAUAAAAAAGAGCCUCUUUCUACCGCCAAAAACAUUUCCGAAAAGUUUCUUCAACGGUUUUUGCACUCAGAGGGGGAGUGUGAUGGUCAGCUUUAUAAGUUUGUUUCCGAAAUAUUGGACCGUCCCCGGGAAUUACUGGAAGUGAUUGAAAAGAACAUCCCAGCAUUGAUUAAAUCAAAUGAAGAUUUGCUGGACCACAUAUCUUACUGCCGUAUCAAUGCCACAGAGUCGAGAGGAACCUACGAACGCAUGAUGGAAGAUUUAGAAAAUCUGAAGCAUCAUCUGAUGGAGUACGGAACAGGGAACAUCUACGUGGAUGAUUUCAUGGGAAGGGAGAUCCGACUCCGAGAUGCCUACAACGAAUAUGGGGACUCAGAAAACUUCAGGUGUUCAGAAAUCAUCCUCACGUGUUCCAACAACACUCAGAACAGUAAAAGGAUUCCGCGGGGAAUAUGGACCGCUCUCCAGAGUGCCAGUUUGUACGACGAGAAGGAUGAGCAGGAGGACGCCAUUUUAAUAAAGAUUUAUCUUCCACUGUCUGGAAUUUCUGAACCCUUUAAAGAAGUCACCAAAUUAAGAUUCCUGCAACAUCCACACGUGGCAAAGUUCCUGGGUAUCCACCAUUCUGAUUCCCCGAUCCCUGCCUUCAUUUACAUGGACCACAUGCGGAGCCUGAAGGUGUACAAGAACUCGACCUUCCUCAAGAUGGCGGAAGAGGUUCCAAGAAUUCUAGAGGAGGUGGUUCAAGGAAUAGACUAUCUACACAGCAAGAAGCUAGUCCACAUGGAAUUAAAUUCUAACACUAUUACGGUGGAUUUUGAAGGAACAGUGAAAUUGACAGGGGGAUGUCUUCCUCGUUAUGCCACCUUUCCCAUGGAAAAAGAAUCCAUCGGCGCAGGGGACUUUGUGUAUCUUUCACCGGAUGUUCUCAGAGGAGAGUUGUAUGUCGCAUGCGCUGACAUCUACGCUUUGGGACUACUUUUGUACGAAAUGUUUCUUAACCUUCGUUGUUUUGACAACCAACGAACCAUGACGUUGGACUUGUUUACGAGCAAAGUAGAUCCAAAAGAGAUGAACAACGUUUCGUCCCUGUGUGAACAGGCGAAUAUGACCGAAUCGACAAAGAACCUCAUUUUAUGGUGCAUAGAUCCUUCCGCGGAUAAGAGACCCACAAUUCAAGUUGUUGUAGAAAAAGCAAGUGAUUUCAAAUGUGAGCCAUGCUUAACAAACGCCCGACGCAGUGUGUUCUCUGAUCAAAGACGACACAGAGCGUUGAGACGGGGGACGGUGCGAGCCCCCGAGAUUUCUUAAGACUUCCGGACUAGCACUUACGUUCCGGUUUUAAAAAUCUGUGGAUACUUGAAUAUUUAGUGAGGGAGAAAAUGAUCAUUGAAUUUAAUUUCAAUUUUUUACUUUAACAGUGUAUAUUGAAUUUAAUUUCAUUUUUAUACAUGUACAGUGUAUAUUGAAUUAAUUUCACUUUUAUUCAUGUACGGUGUACAUUAAUUUACUUAACUCUAGCCCCCGUGAAUAUGUGUGAUUCAGAUCAUUUGUCUUGAUCUUAAUACACCGGUAUUUCAUGUACAACGUUUUCUUGACGUGUCUCAGUUUAAAAUUCAUUAUAAUUGCAUUCAAUUACAUUUUGAAGUACAUCAUUGUCCAAUACAUAAAGAAGUUCAUAUACAUUCUUGUUCAUUACAGUAAUGAUCUGCACUCAUGUGUAAAUGUGAAACCGGUAUAUAUUCUAUUUUGAUUUUAAAGAUUUACUUUACAUUAUUUGCCGCUGAUGAAGAAAAAUAAAAAUCACAAAAUAAAUAUAAUUGUUCAAAAGCUUUACAAACUCUUAAUCAAUAAUGGAUAUCAUCACCAACUGAAUCGAAAUAAAUGUUCUACAAAUAUUUUUAAAACAGCCUAGCUUGAGUGGCGCCCCAAUUAUAUAUAUAUAAAAGAAUAGUUCUUUUAUUUACAUUAAAUACACAUGCAGUUUAAAAUCAUUCGAGUGUACUGCAAACUUCUUAACCUGUUUUUUACUUAGCUAUAUGAUUGGCUGUGUGUCAGUCAAUUCGAUUUCUAUUCAAAACUAUUUAAAGAGGGAUUUAACUUCCGGGUUCAGGUGCCAAUUCGUUAAUAUGAUAGGAAAUCGAUUUUGCCAAAUGACAUACUGUUUCGUUCUUAUGAAUUGAAUUACAGGACCAAACCAAAAAUUAUAUACACGUGUUUCUAAGUUUCAAAAAAAGAAGAGUUUGUGUUUUAAAAAUCAACAACAACAAAAAAUCAACAAAAAUAUAGACAACAUUAAACAGUUGAUUUAAUACCAGUUGGAAUAUGGAUAAAAAAACCAGCUACAUAUUUUAUCAUUUUUGUGCAGAGAAGUUCGUGUACGUGUUCGUAUAUACGACCUUUACAUACAUUUCGAGUGUCUGAACCUACAUUUAUAGUUAAAACAGAGGUAUUAUAAAAGAGAUUAAAUAAAUUCUUGUUUUGUGUGUAGAAUUUUUAUCAUUAAAAGGUUUUAUUUAAUUCAAAUGCAUGGAUAGUUAAUAUACCGUAGAUAGUUUGAAACGUUACAAGGUGUUUUUUUUUCUUUCAAAAACUCAUCAUUUCAAUGUUACCCGUCCAUCCUUGGUUAUACUAGAUCAUUAUAAUGUCAUUGUGUGGAUUUUGAGUAUAUGUAAUAAUCCGAGCAAAAUAAAGAAACUAACUACUUCCUUA
Molecule: messenger RNA, 5136 nt
Organism: Magallana angulata
Lineage: Eukaryota; Metazoa; Mollusca; Bivalvia; Ostreida; Ostreidae
Exons: 8
Coding region: 475-3735 (1086 amino acids)
Biological process (GO): protein phosphorylation
Molecular function (GO): ATP binding; protein kinase activity
Source: RefSeq, a predicted model, not a curated record